CGCCGUGAAGGAGGCCACAGCAGCCCUCAAAGCCGUCAUGGCGGCGGAGAGGGCUGCCUUCGCAGCCGCCGUGGCUGCAGAGAAGGAAGAGGCCUUGAGGCAACUGCGUGCAGUCUUCGCCCAAGGCCUCAGCGCAGUCGUACCUGCGCCUAUCCCAGCGGUUGCCCCAGCAGCACCGCAGGUGAAAGGUGCAAAAGCCAAUAGGGCAGUCUUCAUCGCACAAGCGUCGCCAAGCUGCCGCGCCGAACUUUUAUGUUACAGGGAGUAAGCCACCGCCGCCGGCCCAGGAGACUACAAGCGAGCCCAGCCGCAGCACCGGACUGACCCAGCUAACGACCACGCAGUACAUAGAUUACCUUUAAAGCUACAAAGCAGACGGUUCGCGUAGUUUUGGAAGCCAGCGAAGCCGAGCAACAGCCAAAUCGAGCACCGGCUACUAGGCGCCAGGAUGCUGCGAACCGCGGCGCUGCGCUGCCUCUUCUGGGCGGUGCUGGGCGUCCAAUGGGCGGUGCGCGCCGUCGUCUGGGCGUGGUCGCACGCGCUGGCGCUACUGACUCGGCGUCGACGCCUCCCGCCCCCACAGGACCCGCUGCUGCUGCUGCCCGCGACCACGCUCGCCGCUCGCAUACGCUCCGGGCAGGUGUCGAGUGAGAGCGUGGUGCGGGCGUACGGCGAGCGCGUCAGCGUUGUGCAGCCCAUGCUGAACGCCGUGGUGGAGCACAGGCUGGAGGAGGCGCUGGAGGAGGCGCGCCACGUUGACCAGCUGGUGGCCCGCGGCGACGCCCCGCCAGCACACGAGCAGCCGCUGCUCGGCGUGCCCUUCACCGUCAAGGGCAGUCUCGCCGUCAAGGGGCUGUGCCACGCGUGCGCCAACGUGUCGCGGGCGGGCGUGCGCGCCGAGCAGGACGCGCUGGUGGUGCGGCAGCUGCGCGCCGCGGGCGCCAUCCCGCUGCUAGUGUCCACCACGCCCGAGUACUGCCUCUUCUUCGAGACCUACUCGCAGCUGCACGGCGUCACCAGGAACCCCUACGACACGCGCCGCACGCCCGGCGGCUCCUCUGGCGGAGAGGCGGCCCUGCUGGGCGCUGGAGCGUCGCUGGUGAGUCUGGCCUCUGACGUGGGUGGCUCCGCGCGGCUGCCGGCGCUCUUCUGCGGAGUCUUCGGCCACAAACCGACGGCUGGGGUGGUGUCAGACGAGGGCCACCUGCCGGUGGCGACGGACCCGCGCUGGUCGGACUUCUUCAGCGUGUCGCCCAUGUGCCGCUACGCUGUCGAUCUUCCGGCCGUGCUGCACGCCAUGGCGGGCAAACACGCCCCCAGGCUGCGUCUACUGCAACCGGUGGACGUUAAAACACUGCGCGUUCUCUACAUGGAGGAAAAUGGUAGCAUGACAAGCUCGAGGGUCCAACCUGCACUGAAGGAGGCUAUGCAUAAGGUUAUCCAGACCCUGAAUGAGAGGCAGAAUAUCCGAGCCGAGAAGGUACAAAUCAAGGGCUUCGCACAUUCCCUUGAGCUAACAGGACCGACGAUUGUGAGUGUUAAGGGUCUUCAGCAUCCAAUGGCGCCAAAGUACAGGGACAGUCUCGGAACGACGCUACUUCAUUUCAUGACGGGGCAGUUGCCACACAACGCCUACGUGUUGGCAUAUGAGCUGGGCUACAGGCUGCAGAAGCUGACUCCAGACGACGUGAAGGCGACGCUGAACAAGGCCACCGCAAGUUUCAAGCUCUAUAUGCGUGAGCUGCUGCGAGACGACGGUGUUCUGCUGUACCCCACGUACGUGGCGCCGGCCGGCUACCUGUACAACAUGUACGGCAACAUCGUGAACGGCGUCUACACGGCCAUCUUCAACCUGCUGGGGCUGCCAGCCACGCACUGUCCCACAGGCCUCAGCCGGGAGGGACUGCCUCUAGGAAUACAGGUGAUCGCGGGGCCGGAUCAGGACCGGCUGUGUCUGGCUGUGGCCCAGGAGAUCGAGGCAGCCCUAGGCGGCUGGGUGCCGCCCCCAUAGCGUGCUGGUGUCCGCAGGCUUCUCCCUCCAGUCCUCUGCAAGUCUCAAAUAUACACAUAUGUCUGUGAUGUAAUUGCUACUGUCUCCGCCCUGACCAGUAACUACAUUAAAAAAAAAAACUGUUGGGUUUUGUAUUAUUUAAACCUUCUCACCUUUCCCAUCCCUUAGCAAAUGAUCAACUUGUUACAUAAGCUAGUUACCCUUACCUGCUGUUUCACACAACUAUCUGAAACUAAUACUAUACAAAUUAUUGAAGGUUUUCUGAGGACUAAGGUACACAUAAAUCAAACAUAUAACACACAGAAUGUUUGAAAAAGAUACAUGUGAUUUAUUUAUCUUGUUUUACACGUCUACUUCCACAGAUCCAAAUGGAGAAACAAA
Schistocerca cancellata (South American locust) is the source of this 2392-nucleotide messenger RNA. RefSeq names its product fatty-acid amide hydrolase 2-A-like. The record is from RefSeq and is a predicted model, not a curated record. The transcript has 12 exons. Bases 449 to 2011 code for a protein of 520 amino acids. Lineage: Eukaryota; Metazoa; Arthropoda; Insecta; Orthoptera; Acrididae.